CAUUCCUGCUCCCAGCAAGGCUUCCUCACCAGGACUGCUGCUUCCCUGCCCUAAAAAUGAGAGAAGAAAUCUUUGUUUUCCUACAGAGAAACCGUCCUAGAAUAACCCUUCUUCUACUCAAAAAAGGGUCUUUUUGAGAGGCAUAGUGUAAGUUUCCAUUGCAAAAUGAGUCCAAGCCCAAGCAGCCAUUGGUGGAUCCUGGGUGGCAUCUUAAAGAAUGCUGUGGAGACCUGUCCCCUUGGGGACUGCUGGGGGAUCUCAGCCCCAGUGCUGGACCAGACCUGAAAAGCCAGCAGGGAGUGGGGCCAUCAUCCUCCUGGUGACAUCAGGUAAACUCCAUGUGGAAAAAAUAGCAGCCACUGACAUUCAUCAGUGCUUGCUGAACGUUUAUGGAGACCAAACAGUGGAUGUGAGCAUGAAGAGGCAGUGAGUGAUGACACACGAUGGGACAGUGGGUCUGCUGCUGCAGGUUGUUAUAAGCGUGGCAUGUGGGCUCCUGUUCAUCACUGCUGAAAAUGUGCAGCUGAUGGUGGUGACCACUGAAAAAUAGUGUUUGGUAGCUGCGAGUUUGCUCCAUCAAAUAGUCUUACUAUGCAGGUCGCUGACCGGCAGUGCUCCUGCGGGUACUGGAGGCCGUUCACUUUCUCAACUCAGGAAGAAAACAAAGCUCAGGGCGGGGGCUGCCGGACGUGGGCUGCUGGAGGAGACGUGCUCAGCCCUCCGUCAGGAACAGCAGUGCCUUGCUCAGUGCUCUUGCAGCACCCUGAGUUCUCACCUUCACCCGUGAGACUGAUGGCUAAGGGAGGUGGUUCGUGGGUCUUGCUGCUGAAAUAACUCAGCCUUCCUUUGUCCUGCAGCUUGAUCUGUGAUAUUUCCAAGGUGCAGGGGUUGGUGGGCAUGCAGGGCAAGUGUGCACAAAGAGCGGGUCUGGAUUUGGCUUUCUAACCUUUCCUAAACAGAGAUUUGCAGAGAAGUAGGAAUACAAAGCUUGGAACGUGUGUGCAAAAAACAAAUGAUGGACUGGCUGGAGGCAGUGCACAUCCCAGGCUGCUCCUUGCACUUUCUCCUACUCCCAUUUCGCAUCCCUCAUUCUCCUCCCCCUGCAAUGCAGUGCAUCCCGAGUUACCACGGCCUUGGCAGCUGCGGGAGGAAGACAACAUGCGACCAGACAGGGCUCAAGGAAACUAUGGGAAGAUUAGGAAAUGUGUGAUGAGUUUUGAUAAGUGGAGGAAGCAGGUCACGUCCUGCUCGGAGGUAUGAAAGCAGCCUUCUCCACGCUCAAGAAUCAGCUGCUCCUGUUGGCACGCACUGCUCCAGCCAGGGAUGCUGUGGGCUGGAGGGAUGAGGCUGGGGACGGCCAGAAUCUUGCUGAUGCUCAUCCAUGCAGCAGCAGCCUGUGAGUUCGGGCCAGUGCCAUACAGCGUCACUGGGAUUGUCUGCAGGAUGACCAAGCCCGCGGCGUUGCUGUUGAACCAGGAGACAGCACGGCUCAUUCAAGCUGCGUUCAAGAACGCCAAAUUCCCAAACAUCACAGGGGAAAGGUCCAUGCGGCUCCUGGGCACGGUGGCUUACACGCUGACCAACAUCCAGGUCAGCGACUUGUCCAUAGAGCAGAGUGAGGUGGAGCUCAAGGAGAACUAUGCCAUUGAUAUAGCCAUCAAAAACGUGACAGCCUUCUUCAGAGGGACCCUGACUUAUGGCUACGCAGGGGCCUGGUUCCUGCAGCUCUUUCACUCGGUUGAUUUUGAAAUUGAGUCUUCCAUCGACCUCCAGAUAAACAUAAAACUGUUAUGCCAGGAGGAGCAGGUGGCUGCCGACGCCUCGGACUGCUACCUGUCCUUCCACAAGCUGGUGCUGCACCUCCAAGGAGACAAGGAGCCGGGCUGGCUGAAGCAGUUCUUCACCAAUUUCAUCUCCUUCACCUUGAAGUUUGUGCUCAAGAGAGAAGUGUGCAAAGAAAUAAAUCUCCUUGCCCAGGUGAUGGCAAAUUUUGUCCAUGACAUCGCAGAAAAUUUUGUCAGAGAUGAGGCCAUUGGACUCGAUAUUUCCCUUGCAUCAGAUCCUUUAAUUAAAGCAAAUUACCUAGAAUCACACCACAAGGGCCUCGUCCUGUACAAGAACUACUCUGACGUCCUCAGCGACUCUGUUUUCUCCCCAUCGCUGCUGUCCGAAUCCCGAAUGCUGUACUUCUGGUUGUCUGAACACAUCCUCAACUCCCUGGCUUCGGCGGCUUUCCUAGAUGGGCGCCUGGUGCUGACCAUCAGAGGGGAGAAGCUGCAGGCGCUGUUUGAAUUUGAAGACACAGAAGCACAACAGAAGGCAGUGCGUUUGAUUUUCCAAGGCAACUCCUACAAUGAUUCUGUGGCCAAGGUGUGGAGCCUUGCCCUUCCUGAGAUCUCUCUCCAGCCCGAAGGGACAGUUGUGAAGUCGUUGGUAGCAGUGGAGAUCAGCAUCCUUUCCCCAGGAGAAGAGCCCUUGACAGUUCUAUACAUGGAGAAGGAAAUCACGGUCACUGUCCAAGCUGCCUAUGUGGAAAAGAAACUCAUUUUGCGCCCUCUGGAUUCCAGGAUAGAGUUUAAAGUCUUUAACUGCACAGCUGAUCCAAGUGGAAAUGACCAGCCCAUAAGAAACUUCCUGCAGAAGAUGAUCUCCGCUGUUGGGAUCCCAGAAGUGAUUUCAAAGAUCGAACCAGCUUUAACCUCACUGAUGAACAGCAAAGGGCUUCAUUUGUUUGAGAUUAAAAACCCUGAGAUCAUCACAAGAAAGAGAUACCUAAUUGUACAGCUUGACUUUAGCUUCCCCAACCAUUUGCUGCUUAACUUCCUCAAGAAAACGUUAUAGAACCGGUCUCUUUGUACAAGCAGAUUGGGUGUGAAACAAAAUACAAAUUGGUUUGAAUCAG
This is a messenger RNA of Lagopus muta (rock ptarmigan), 2902 nucleotides long. It is a transcript of the gene CETP, whose product is annotated as cholesteryl ester transfer protein. Gene Ontology annotation, biological process: cholesterol metabolic process; cholesterol homeostasis; phosphatidylcholine metabolic process. The transcript has 16 exons. Gene Ontology annotation, molecular function: triglyceride binding; cholesterol binding; phosphatidylcholine binding. Gene Ontology annotation, cellular component: high-density lipoprotein particle. The coding region runs from base 1324 to 2841 and encodes 505 amino acids. The record is from RefSeq and is a predicted model, not a curated record. Lineage: Eukaryota; Metazoa; Chordata; Aves; Galliformes; Phasianidae.